AGGGCUGUGACGUGCCCUUUAAGCGCGUAGCUUCUGCAGUGUUGUCACUGGGUUGAAUUUCUGUCGGACGAUUUAUUUUACCCGAACCUCCUUAAAGCGGCUUUGAAUCUUUGAUAUCGCUUCAUGAACAACGUUUAAGUGUUCCUAGCUACAAGGUAGUGUGUAUAAAGGGCACUUCUCGGCGAUGUUCGGGGUUGUUUUGUGUCUGUUGUGUUUGCUGAACAUUACCGGCCCGGUUCUCGGUUACUUUCCAGAAGAGCGCUGGAGUCCUGAAUCUCCUCUUCUGGCUCCGAGGGUCGUUAUUGCUCUCAUCUGCCGAAAUUCGGCCCAUUCCCUGCCUUAUUUCCUCGGAAAUAUUGAGCGCUUGAAUUAUCCGAAGGACCGCAUUGCACUUUGGGUUGCGACCGAUCAUAAUGCAGACAACACGACGUAUCUGCUCCGAGACUGGCUCGUCAGCGUCCAGAAGCUGUACCACUACGUGGAGUGGAGACCUAAAGAGGAGCCCAGUGCGUACGGUGAUGAGGAAGGACCCAAGCACUGGACGAACCACCGAUACGCUCACGUGAUGAAGCUGCGCCAGGCUGCACUGGAAGCAGCCCGAGAGAUGUGGGCUGACUACUUACUGGUGGUCGACUGCGACAAUCUCCUGAUCAACCGAGAUGUGUUGUGGAAGCUCAUCAGGGAGAAUAAGACCAUCGUUGCCCCGAUGCUGGAGUCUCGAGCAGCUUAUUCCAACUUCUGGUGUGGGAUGACCUCUCAGGGUUACUAUAAGCGCACGCCGGCGUACAUACCGAUACGCAAGCAGGUGAGGAAAGGCUGCUUCCCCGUGCCCAUGGUUCACUCCACCUUCCUCAUGGAUCUGCGCAAAGAAGCGUCCAGACUCCUGGCGUUUCACCCUCUGCACGCCGACUACAGCUGGGCCUUCGACGACAUCAUAGUGUUCGCCUUCUCAGCCCGAAUGGCAGAGGUGCAGAUGUUCGUGUGUAACAAAGAGACGUACGGGUUUUUGCCCGUUCCCCUGCGCUCCCACAAUACACUUCAGGACGAAGCCGACAGCUUCCUUCACUCUGUCCUGGAGGUCAACGUGCGAUAUCCCCCCGUCGAGCCCUCCAGUUACCUCCCCCCUCCCGUCAGACAGCCUGAUAAGCUGGGCUUCGAUGAGGUGUUCAUGAUAAACCUGCAGCGUCGGUCCGAUCGGCGCGACCGCAUGCUCAGAGCGCUCCGCAUGCAGGGGAUCGACUGUAAGGUCACGGCUGCUGUCGACGGCAAAGCCAUGAACGUGAGUGAGAUCCAGAGUAUGGGGAUCCACAUGCUUCCAGGCUACAGCGACCCCUAUCACGGCCGGCCUCUGACGAAAGGAGAGCUGGGCUGCUUCCUGUCUCACUACAACAUCUGGAAAGAGAUUGCCGAGCGUGGCCUGAAGACCUCCCUGGUGAUCGAGGACGAUCUGCGGUUUGAGAUUUUCUUCAAGCGGCGCCUGAAGAACCUGAUGAGCGAGGUGGAGAGAGAGGGGCUCGACUGGGACCUGAUUUACAUCGGGAGAAAGAGGAUGCAGGUGGACCAUCCGGAGAAAGCCGUGCUAAAUAUACGCAGCCUCGUGGAGGCGGACUAUUCUUAUUGGACGCUGGGUUACAUGAUGUCAUUACAAGGAGCCAAAAAGCUGCUGAAGGCAGAACCGCUGGGCAAGAUGCUGCCUGUGGAUGAAUUUCUUCCUGUCAUGUUCAAUAAACAUCCUGUCUCAGACUACAUGGAGCAGUUCGAGACGCGAGACCUGAAGGCGUUCUCGGCCGAGCCCCUGCUCGUCUUCCCCACUCACUACACGGGCGAGCCGGGCUACAUCAGCGACACGGAGACGUCCACGGUGUGGGACAACGAAGGCGUGCGCACAGACUGGGACAGAAAACGCUCACGGAAAACCCACGAGCAGGACGAGAUCAGCACGGAGGCGCAGAACUCCGACGUGCUGCAGUCUCCUCUGGACAGCACGGCGAGGGACGAGCUCUGAGCCACGCUCGGUCCCAGACGCCCCAUCCAGAGAGAGGGAGGAAAAUCUCAGAAGAAUCCAUUUUUUAAAUUUUUUUUUUUUUUACUUUACCACACUGUUUGUGCCUUUUGACUGACCAAAGAAAGACUUUUUUUUUCUUUAAGUGUUGGGUUAAUAUUUUUUUUUCUCCCCCUAAACCUCUGUGUAGAUGAUCAUGUGACUGUGAUUAAGCAAUCUGUUUCCUUUUAUGCUUUUCCUGCCUGCUGUAGUCCACUUAUUUCAGUCCUAAGGCUGAUGACAGACGCGUUGUAGAUUUGGUUCAUUCGGCACUGUUAGGUUCCAUUACUAUUAAUAUUUGUUUUGGUUUUUUUUAGUGCAUGAUGAUAAAUCUGUUAUUUUUAAUACUGUAUUGUCCAUCUCUGCAUCCACAGGAGGAAAGCAUGUUCGUUAUCACAUUUUACGUUUCAUCACCAUCUGUACAAAUGUAUCGUCAUGAAAACGCCACAAAAAGUCCAUCGUGAGAAGAGGCUGCUGUACGUGCACUUGUUUUUUGGCUGUUGUUGUUUUUUUUUUUUUUACAGGUUAAAUGAACUGAUUGAAAAAGUGAAAGAAGCAAACUGUAACUGAAGCAAACACAUCGAGUCACGAUAGUUGUGUAUCUGAUAUGCCUUACAAAUGUAAAUGAAAUAACACUCCAAAUCGAUACAGAAA
Molecule: messenger RNA, 2695 nt
Organism: Ictalurus furcatus (blue catfish)
Lineage: Eukaryota; Metazoa; Chordata; Actinopteri; Siluriformes; Ictaluridae
Gene: colgalt1a
Product: collagen beta(1-O)galactosyltransferase 1a
Exons: 12
Coding region: 185-2005 (606 amino acids)
Molecular function (GO): procollagen galactosyltransferase activity
Source: RefSeq, a predicted model, not a curated record